CAUGUUGGGCUUCUCCAAAGCCCAAUACUUUCUUCUUCCGCUUUGGCUUCUCCUUGUUCUUGUUCUGCGAAACAAUUAGGUUUUGUUUUACUCUGACAGUAACCAUUUUUCAAUCUCAGUGAUUAACCAGAACACAAAAAAUGUCUCUGAUGCAACGUUACGGUAAAUGCAAAAGCGUGGUGAAGCGAUCAAAAAAGUACUUAGACGAAGCGCUUUAUCUCAAGCUUUUCAAAGAUGGCGGGUCUGAACUCAACGUUCGUCAGCAACUUAAUCAAUUCAUCAAGAGUGGAAAGCGCGUUUACAAAUGGGAAGUUGGUGAUACUCUCAAAAAGCUUCGCCAACGUAAACUCUAUCAACCUGCUCUUAAGUUAUCAGAAACAAUGGCUAAGAGGAGCAUGAUUAAGACUGUCAGUGACCAAGCUAUACAUAUUGAUUUGAUUGCAAAAGCUAGAGGUAUUGUUGCUGCUGAAAAAUACUUUGUUGAUCUCCCCGAGUCUGUGAAAAAUCAUCUGACUUAUGGUGCACUUCUCAACUGCUACUGCAAGGAAUCAAUGACUGAUAAAGCUGAAGGCGUCAUCGAAAAAAUGAAGGAUCUUGACCUUCCUUUGAGUUCAAUGUCUUAUAACAGUCUUAUGACUCUUUAUACUAAAGUAGGUCAACCGGAAAAGAUUCCAUCCAUCAUUCAAGAAAUGAAGGCUAGCAGUAUUAUGCCGGAUGCUUACACAUAUAAUGCCUGGAUGAGAGCUCUUGCUGCUGUUAAUGAUAUUUAUGGUGUUGAAAGGGUUACUGAUGAGAUGAAGAGGGAUGGUCGAGUAACUGGAGAUUGGACAACGUACAGCAACCUUGCAUCUAUUUAUGUUGAUGCUGGUUUGUUUGAUAAGGCAGAAGGUGCACUUAAGGAAUUGGAGAAGAGGAAUGCUUACAAAAAUCUUUCUGCUUACCAGUUUCUUAUUACAUUGUAUGGGCGAAUAGGCAAAGUAUACGAUGUUUAUAGGGUCUGGCGUUCUCUUAGGUUGGCAUUUCCUAAAACUGCAAACAUAAGCUAUCUGAAUAUGAUUCAGGUUUUGGUUAACUUGAAAGAUCUCCCGGGAGCUGAAAAAUGUUUCCGUGAGUGGGAAUCGAGCUGCACUACUUAUGAUAUUCGAGUUGCAAAUGUUCUGAUUGGGGCAUAUGCAAAACUAGAUAUGCUGGAGAAGGCCGAAGAGCUAAAGGAGCGUGCUCGAAGGAGGGGUGCCAAGCCUAAUGCUAAAACGUGGGAAAUAUUUUUGGAUUACCAUUUGCAAAAAGGAGACAUUAAGUUGGCUGUGGAAUGUUUAUCCGAAGCAAUAUCAAUUGGUAGAGGGAAUGGUGAGAAGUGGAUUCCAUCAUCUGAGACAAUCGAUGUUGUGAUGAAGCACUAUGAACAAGAGAAGGAUGUUGAUGGUGCAGAAGAAUUUAUAGAGAUCUUGAAGAAAUCUGUGGAUUCUCUAGGAGCAGAGGUGUUUGAAUCAUUGAUUAGAACUUAUGCAGCUGCUGGUAGGACUAGUGCUGCUAUACAACGACGAUUGAAGAUGGAGAAUGUGAAUGUGAAUGAAGAUUCCCAGAAGUUACUGGAGGCUAUCUCUGUGGAGUAAUUCAUGGUACUUUUAUCCUUCAAGUUUUGAUUGCUGUAAAUUGAGAGAUUUUGUUCAUUCUGCAGAUUCUGCGCCAGGCAAUAAAAUUUGGUAUUUCAAUUUAAACAUUUUGAUGUGGCGCUUGCUCUAGAGUGUAGACUAUUGACAAUCUCUUAUUUUAUUGUUGAAUUAUGAAAUACUUUGGUUGCAUGAUCAAGUGGGUUAGGGGAUCUAACAAGUAACAUCCGAGUAUAAAUGUUUUCUGUGGAGAUGACAACAUCUGCAAAUAAAAUUCUCAUGAAUUUAAGGGUCUGUUUCAUAUUUUAAA
Messenger RNA from Trifolium pratense (red clover), 1920 nucleotides. Its product is annotated as pentatricopeptide repeat-containing protein At1g60770. NCBI's taxonomy places the organism in Eukaryota, Viridiplantae, Streptophyta, Magnoliopsida, Fabales, Fabaceae. The transcript is spliced from 2 exons. The record is from RefSeq and is a predicted model, not a curated record. Gene Ontology annotation, cellular component: mitochondrion. Gene Ontology annotation, molecular function: protein binding. The coding region runs from base 141 to 1613 and encodes 490 amino acids.